CGCUACACCAAUGGACGCCCGCGGGGGGCGGGGGCAGCGGAGGAGACACUAUUGUUGAUGAGGAGCGGCGGCGGCGGCGGCGGCUGCUGCACCACCUCGUUGCUGCCAGCCGCGGCCCGGUCGCCCCAUUCCCUGCACCCCAGAGUCCAGCUUCGUCACCCCCAACGAGAGGGGGUGGGCCUUCUCUCUGGCCUCGGGAAUCCUCUCUCUGCAACCGCACAACAAAGCCCUCUCGUCUCGGCCCAGUCACCGGGGAGGGGAGGGGGACCAUGUCCCAGCGGGUGAGGCGCAAUGGGUCCCCCACGCCGACCGGCGCCCUCGGAGGUAGUGCGGUCGCCACAGCCGGAGGACCCGGGAGCCGCCUACAGCCCAUGAGGGCGACGGUUCCGUUCCAGCUGAAGCAGCAGCAGCAACAUGGCAGCCCCACGCGGAGCAACGGCGGCGGCGGCGGCGGCAACAACAACGGCGGCGGCGCCUCAGGCCCUUCAGGCGGCGGCGGCGGGGGCAGCGGCGGCGGCCCGCGCACCACCUCGCGCAGCACGAGCCCCACGCGCGGCGGCGGGAGCGCGGCGGCGCGCACCAGCCCCACGGUAGCCACGCAGACGGGCGCGGCGGCGACGUCCACGCGAGGCACCAGCCCCACGCGUGGCGCCGCGCCCGGGUCUCGCGGAAGCCCCCCGCGGCCGCCGCCGCCGCCGCCUCUGCUGGGCACGGUGUCGUCGCCCAGCUCGUCGCCCACCCACCUGUGGACGGGCGAGGUGAGCGCGGCCCCACCCCCAGCCCGCGUCCGCCACCGGAGGAGGUCCCCGGAGCAGAGCCGCCCUUCCCUGGAGAAGAGGAGCCCGAGCGCCCCGGUCUGCAAAGCGGGUGACAAAACACGACCCCCUUCCUCAAGCCCCUCCAGUAUUAUUCGUCGCACCUCCUCCUUGGAUACACUUGCAGCUCCAUACCUUGCUGGGCACUGGCCUCGUGACAGUCAUGGGCAAGCUGCACCAUGCAUGAGGGACAAAGCGACACAGACAGAGAGCGCCUGGGCUGAAGAAUACUUAGAAAAGAAGAAAGGCUCUCACAAGCGCUCAGCAUCCUGGGGCAGCACAGAUCAACUUAAAGAGAUUGCAAAAUUACGCCAGCAGUUGCAGAGAAGUAAACACAGCAGUCGUCAUCAUCGAGAUAAAGAAAGACAGUCUCCAUUCCAUGGCAACCAUGCAGCUAUUAACCAGUGUCAGGCUCCUGUUCCAAAGAGUACACUUGUUCCAGUAAUUCCCAUCACCAAAUCAACAGGUUCUCGGUUCCGGAAUAGUGUGGAAGGACUCAAUCAGGAGAUUGAAAUAAUAAUUAAAGAGACUGGGGAAAAGGAAGAGCAACUUAUACCACAAGAUAUUCCAGAUGGCCAUCGUGCACCUCCCCCCCUUGCACAGAGAAGUAGCAGCACACGAAGCAUUGACACACAGACCCCUGGUGGGGCAGACAGGGGAAGCAACAAUAGCAGCCGCUCUCAGUCUGUGUCCCCCACAUCCUUCCUCACCAUCUCCAAUGAAGGCAGCGAGGAGAGUCCUUGUUCAGCUGAUGACCUGCUUGUUGAUCCCAGAGAUAAAGAGAAUGGGAACAAUUCUCCUUUGCCCAAAUAUGCAACCUCACCAAAACCUAACAACAGUUACAUGUUCAAAAGGGAGCCUCCGGAGGGCUGUGAAAGAGUCAAAGUCUUCGAGGAAUGCUCGCCAAAACAACUUCAUGAAAUCCCAGCAUUUUACUGUCCAGACAAAAACAAGGUGAAUUUCAUUCCUAAAAGUGGCUCUGCCUUCUGCCUCGUCAGUAUCCUCAAGCCACUCCUUCCUACACCAGAUCUCACCCUCAAAGGCUCUGGCCACAGCCUGACAGUCACCACUGGCAUGACCACCACUCUGCUUCAGCCCAUUGCUGUGGCCUCCUUGUCUACCAGCACAGAACAAGACCGAGUCUCUCGAGGAACCAGUACAGUCCUGCCAUCAGCCUCCCUACUUCCACCACCAGAACCAAUCGAGGAAGCUGAAGGAUAGGUCCCAGGGCUGUGUGACCAUGUUCUGGGAAACUAGGACGUCCUCACAUCACUUGACUAUGCUGCCAUCGUGUGUUUCCUGUUGGCUGUGAUGUGCUCUAGCUAUCUGGUGACGUGUGACAGCAAGGCUUCUGGAAGAAAGCAGUCCUUCUCACUGCUCUGCCCCACUCAUGAAGGCCCACCCUCAGUGCUUAGCCUGCUUUUUCUAAAAGCACUGACGGAAAUAAGUUUACUUUUUGAGGGACAAUACCACAUUUUUUUUGUUUUCAAAUUAGACUUAAGACACAUAUACACGCAAAACCUGAUCCCUGCAAACAUAAUUCCUGAAGGGAGAUGUAAAUGAUGCUGCAAGAACCACCUUUUAUAUGAAAACUAUUUUAUAAUACCAGUGUAACAUUUUCUGAAGCGUAGCAAACAGGAUGUUCAAAAGAUUCUUUGGUGGCCUCUGUUUCUUGUUUCCCUUUCUAGUUGUGUGCUUUUUUCAGCUGUUUUCAGCUUUGGGACCAAAGGGAUUGUUGACAUUUUCCCAGCAAUGUUAGUCUCAUGACUAAGUCCUUCUCCCAAAUAAGAAUUGUUAGGUAAAUACGUUAAACAAGUAUAUAUAAAAGAGAUAAAAAGCAAUAUUUGUACUACAUUAUGUGAUUUAUGUUUUUUGAUGUUGUUUGUGCUUUGGGUGAAAUAUUUGUAAAACUGCUGUUUUCUUCACUACUCCUGUACACAUUUCACCACGUGGUCAGAAAAGUUAUAGUCUGAAGACAAGUGCUUUAAUAUGUUUUCCCAUAUUGGAACUUGGUUUAAAAGUCAGUGAGCCAAAAGGAAACUAUCCAGUGUUGAUUGCUAGCUAGGAGUGAGGAACCCUUUGGUUUUCUGUGAAAUGUCUUAUCACGUGCUCGCCCUCCUUUGCCAGGUAUCAUUCUACCUUUAAUCAUCACUGUAUCAUAGCCCCAAGAGACCCUAAAAUGGCUGUGCAUGGAUUUCCUCCUUUGCUUUUGUGAUGUUGUUGUCUUGUGGACUUGGUCAGGGUUAGUAGUUUGCCAGGAGUGUAAUCCAUUGAAUAGCGAUCCGUAGCCACAGAAUCUUGAGAUUGACUUUUCUUUACAGUUGUUGGCACUGAGAUUUGUUGUCUACAGAUUUUUCUAAGUUGUUGUCCAAUAUUCCAGUGGAAAGAAACAGAUAAGAGCUUUGGAUUAUAAACAACAGAUACCUUUGAAAAAUCCAUACAGUUUUGUAUUUGGGCUCAUUCUAAUACAAACCACUGCCAAUAUUACCUGACAGUAUUUCAUUUCUGGGUAUGUGGUAAUGAAAUUAAGGAGCAACUCUUUUUAGAAGUGAACUUUAGCAAAGUUGAUAAAAGGCAUCCUUUUAAUAUCUUCAUAUGAUGCAAUGAUUUGAUGUUCUUAUGCAUAUGAUAGGUAGAAAAAAAAGAUAUUUUUAAGUCCUUGUAAAAGGAUUACCAUCUUGGAGGUUAUUUAUAUCCUCUUGUCCAGACAUAUUCCAUCAAGGAAAAUCUAAGGGUAGUCAUAAGUCAUAUGGAAAGACUUAAACCCAUAUGAAAUUUGAGCAGUUUAAAAUGCACCUUUUCCAGUUUAAAGUGAAGGUGUAUUUUAGGCCAAUCAGAUAUUUAAAAACAUCUUAAUGCAUGUGUAAGAUUUUAGUUGGUAGGACUUUUGGAAUUUGGUAUUUUUUCCACCUAAAACCUAGUGACUGGGAACUAUUAAGUUAUAGUUUCUACAUCAAUCAAAGCUCAGUUUCACAACAUCGGAAGUUUCUGAUUUUUUUAAAAAUUACUUUAACUCUGCCUUCUUCCUUAGGCCUUUUGACUUAACUAUUUCACCAGUAUUUGCUCAAUCAAAAGUACAAGAGAAAGGUAAAAGUGAAAUUGGGUGAGUUAAUAGGAAUGGGUGGGAAAAAGUUGUUAAAAACAUUUUGCUCAACUUUUUUUUUUUUUUAAACUCAGGGGUUUCUGUUGUUUAUUUAAAUUUCACCAAAUCUUUUUUCUUUGCUUUGCUUUAUACUUCUUCACCUUUAUGGUCUCUGUCCCCAACCCAGUCUCAAGGGUAAUUCAAAAUUAGAAUAUUAGUAUGCAACAUUUUCUCUUCGUUGUGCACAUUUAUCAAAUUCACACCUUUGUGUAGGUUUUCAUAAAUCCUUAAUCUAAAGCAAUUAAAAAUCAGAAUGGAAGAACAAGUUUUCGAUUUAUUAUUUAGACUUAUAAAUAGAAGUUUAGUAGUAGGGAGAAUGUGAAUUUGCAGGAAAUGAACUGUAUGGUAACCAAACACAUCUCUUGGAUUUGAGAGAAAUAGAGCCUGAGAUGUGAAGUCAAAGCUCCAAGGUAUAAAACAACUCUUACACGUCAGUGCCAAAGGGCUAACUUUUAAGCAUAGAAGCUUUAUCAUAGUUUUUAAGAAAUAUUAACCUUAGGCCCAUAUAGGUGUUUCAUUUAACCCUUUGUUUCCAGAUGGCUGAUUUGUUUUCAAAAGUAUUCUCAAUAGAAUACAUAAUAUUGUAUUCUAAAAUCGCGCUCCAUUAUUAUUGUGUCACUUGGUAGGAAACUGUACAGAAGUUAAAUAGAAUAGCUUCAAUGGGAAUAUAAUUAAAUUCCCCCACGGUGCUGGGGGACCGAAGCCAGAGCCUCAUGCAUGCCAGGCAAGCCUUCUACCAUGGGCCUACAUUCCCAGGUUCCCAAUUUAAAUGUUUUUAAUUAAAAUAAAAUCCAUUUGAGUAAAAGAAAAAUGGAUGGCAUGUAUCUUUUGGCAAAAAGAACUAUUUCCGUUACUCUCUUUGUCAGUCUUACUUUUUACCCUUAAACAGUUUAUUCCUUCUAAUGGUAAACUGAUAAAUUUACUGUUACUGAUCAUGACUAUGUCUUUUACUCUAUUGCUUAUCUGGUUUUUGUAACCAUUUGUAUUCUAAAAGUACUAGUUUUGCUUCCUAGGUUAAAUAUGGUGGGUGUGGAUGUCAAAUUUUUAAUUUUGAACACAAUUCUAUAUUGUUUAAAAUGUUUCAUACACUUUUAACCAAAAUCAAUCUUUAGAAGGUGCUAUUGCAUACUGGGGAAUAUCUGGCAACAGUGAAAGACUUUUUUUCUUUAAAACAAUUGUUGGCAUUCACUGGAAGAAGGUAUCGAAAAUGGCAGAAUUUAUUGCUACCUUUAUGUCCAAGGUUAGGACUGGUUGUCAAGAUUUUCUCUUAAGUUAAGGAAAAUUGCUUCUACUAAAUUUAUUGUUCUAAACUUCAGAUUCAUUCCUUAAUGCUUAGAUUUUUUGUUACCCCCAACUAGAUCGGUGGAAGUCUUGAAAUGCAAAAUAAAGCUGAGAAUACUUAAGUCUGCACUUUAAGGUUUUUUUACUCUGCCCAAAUUAGUGAUAAGCAGAGUAUCCCUGAACAAUAUUUUGUUUAUACAGUCCUGUUGAGUAUAAUUUAUGUUUUUUAAACUCUGCAUCUUUUAUCUCUGUUGAAGCUCUGUAAAUCUUUUUAAAAUGCAAUUUUUAAAAUUGUUUUCUAACGAAAUUCUACCCCAAAAGCAGCAUUUCCAGUGGUAAUAGAUAUUGUUACUAUGUUCUUAUGUAUUCCUUGUACCUGAACACUUGUUGCUGCCUCACAAGAAAAGAGAACUUUUAUGUUAAAAAUAAAGUCUGUUCUUGAGAGUU
Perognathus longimembris pacificus (Pacific pocket mouse) is the source of this 5685-nucleotide messenger RNA. It is a transcript of the gene Fam117b, whose product is annotated as family with sequence similarity 117 member B. The transcript has 8 exons. Bases 270 to 2036 code for a protein of 588 amino acids. Lineage: Eukaryota; Metazoa; Chordata; Mammalia; Rodentia; Heteromyidae. The record is from RefSeq and is a predicted model, not a curated record.